UUGUUUUGUCUCCCCUGUAAAGUUUGUUAACCCUUUAACGUGACCAUGUUUGCCCCUGCUGGUAAAUGCUGGAACGACACCUCAAGUGUAGCUGUUCAUUCUAUAUAAAGAUAUUUUGUCUAAUUUAAUAUGCCUAUAUUUUAAAUAUCGCAAACAACCACAAAGCUGUGAUUCUGAAUCUUUAUAUUUUCGUUAUUUUAAAAGGAAAAACAGAAAAUGCAGUAUUUUUUUGUGACACUCCUACUGUAAUCAAGGGAAGAGCUGGAUCAGGGAUCACACACCCAGGAGGACUUAUUGUGUCUUAAGUACGGAUCUUUGGGAUUUUUCUUCUUACAGCACCUAAUCUGAAUAAGAACUUUUUUGUGUGUGUGUGUCGCUGACUUGAAGAUGCAGACAGAAGACGUGUGAUGCAAUGGUGCAUGUCUGAUGUGAAUGAACCAGCAGAGAAGAAUAUAGCUGGAAAGUGACUGAAAAACUACUUCUUUUUUUUUUUAAUAAGACUUGGGGAAAUGGACUCUUUCCCAGAAUUCCUGAAUGGCUCAUCUAUCCAUGAUGGCUCUGGUGCAGAGGUGCCCCUGCCGUGGGCCGGAUUCCUCACGCUGUCCCUCCUCAUGGCCGUGUUCUCCAUCACAUCUGUCGUAUUGAACACUACAGUGAUAGUCGUCACCCUCCGGCACAAACAGCUGCGACAACCACUGAAUUUUGCCCUGGUCAACCUCGCUGUGGCCGACCUGGGCAUCACACUAACAGGAAGUGUGCCAUAUGUGGUGACCAACGCUGUGGGCUACUACAUCACGGGACGGGUCGGUUGUGUAUUGGAGGGAUUUUGCGUUGCGUUAUUUGGUAUAACAGCGCUGUGCACCGUGGCCCUGAUAGCUGUGGAACGGCUGUUCGUAGUGUGCAAGCCUCUGGGUACCAUCACAUUCCAGGGCAAGCAUGCUGCCGGGGGGCUGGCGUUAUCCUGGCUCUGGUCUCUCAUCUGGAAUACUCCUCCUCUCUUUGGCUGGGGAAGCUACCAGCUGGAGGGGGUCGGCACGUCAUGUGGACCCGACUGGCAGAGUCGAGAUUUCAAAAACAUGUCUUACAUCAUCUGUUACUUCUCACUCUGCUUCGCUGUGCCAUUUAUCAUCAUUGUGGUGUCAUAUUCAUGGCUGCUCUACACGCUAAGACAAGUUGCUAAGGUAGGAGGAGGUGCGGCCGCGAGGGCGGAGGCUAAGGUGGCGCGGAUGGUGGUGAUGAUGGUGUUGGCGUUCCUUGUGAGCUGGCUACCAUAUGCUACUCUGGCUCUAAUGGUUAUCUUCAACCCCGAUGUCCAGUUGCCUGUGUUGGUGAAGGUGGUACCCAUAUACAUGGCCAAGAGCAGCACUGUAUACAACCCUAUGAUCUACAUAUACAUGAACAAACAGUUCCAGAGGUAUGCAAUACCACUUCUGAUGUGUGGAAAGGAUCCCUGGCCUUCAGAGGAUGAAGCAUCCGAUGUUCAGACCAUCGUGUUGAACAACAAAAUCAGCCCAGAGUGACUUACCAUUCACUACAGUCUGUUAGUGCAAAUGUGCUCCUCUGCUUAAAGAGAGAUGAUUUAAUGAACACUGAAGGGUGGGUAUUUAAGGCCAAUAGUUUUUCAUUCACAUCUCAUCUGUGAUUCAUUACUUGCAAAAUGCUAUUCUGAACUAGCUAGGAACAUUUUCAUUCUCUAGACAGUAUUUGAUUGGACAGAAAUGUGUAUCUCCUGAGUGCAAGAUAAGCCAACAGUUAUUUUUUUUUACCAGAAGACAUAUUAUUCUCUAAAAGUCAACAUUUUGGUUGUAUACUAGCUUAUAGAUGACUUAUUCAUCAAAGAACCCUAAAAAAAAAUGAAGCAACUUUUUUCAACAUUGGUAAGAAAUGUUUCUUGA
Messenger RNA from Pimephales promelas (fathead minnow), 1895 nucleotides. Lineage: Eukaryota; Metazoa; Chordata; Actinopteri; Cypriniformes; Leuciscidae. The record is from RefSeq and is a predicted model, not a curated record.